Cylicocyclus nassatus is the source of this 1191-nucleotide messenger RNA. Lineage: Eukaryota; Metazoa; Nematoda; Chromadorea; Rhabditida; Strongylidae. The record is from the annotation of a GenBank genome assembly.
CUUUUUUCCAGAUUGUUGAUUAUUUCUUAACACAUAAUGGAUGGUUGUAUAGCAAAUAACGAGGAGUUACACAGGGCUAGCGCUAGUGAGCGAAUGGCAAAUCUCCUUGCAUUAGGAAAAGCCCAGAAGAUCAGUAAUGCAAUCCCUAUCGUGCGAUAUUAUCGGAGUAUGCUAGAAGUGCAUCGGAUGGCACUAUCAUAUAUGAAAAAUCAAGAUCUACAAAGAGCACUCGUACUUCUUAUCCGGUUUUGUAGUUUCACGAUAGAGGAGCUGCCGAAGCACGCUCAGUAUGCCGAGUUUGCUGGGGAAGAGAAGAAAACUGUGUUCGCCCUUCUGAAAACAGCUUUUGAACAUGCAGAACGUAUCAAGCAAGAGCUGCGGCUGAAGUUUGAGCAAGAAGCAGCGGAAGCGGCAAAAACAAACGCUCGUCUCAGUGAGCGGCACGAGAUUGGUGUGCCUUCUUCCAAUAAUGUCCCCAGGGCAGCUACUUCUGUGCCACCAGACAAAGCAAAUCUGCAUAUUACCGACCCGGGCGUCAACACAAGCGGUAUCUCUUACUCGCCUCUUAAUGAUUUUCCAAAUACAUCCAACGCGGGUUCAUCAACGAAAGUGCUUCCAAGUGCUCCCCCUAUCAACAGAAACGACAAGCCGCAUGCUUUAUAUCAUCCUAGUCAUGGCGGUGCCUCACCAAUCGGUAACAGAACUGUUCGGAUAGGUGGUGACUUGGUUCAAAAGUUUUUGACCUGUGCUGAACGAAACACCUUGCAGGACAAGGAAACUUGUGGCACUCUUUGCGGUUCUAUAGAAGGUGAUAACUUUGUGGUUUCUCACGUUAUCGUUCCUAAGCAGAGCGGAGCUUCGGAUGGGUGCCAGGCCGAAGGAGAAGAGGAUAUUUUUGCCUAUCAAACCAAACACGAUUUAUUGACACUUGGCUGGAUACACACACAUCCAAGUCAGACUGCGUUUCUGUCCUCCGUUGACCUGCACACUCAUUGUUCCUACCAGAUGAUGUUGAGUGAAGCAGUAGCCAUCGUAUGUGCACCAUCCCACAACCAAGUCGGUACAUUUGUGAUGACUCCCUAUGGCAUGAGUGUCGUGGAAGGUUGCACCGAAACUGGAUUUCACCUCCAUCCGGAAGCGGAAAAGCUAUAUGAGGAAAUGAGGAGAAAUGAGUCCCAGACUAGUACAUAG